AGUCAAGAUGAAGUCCAAAACGUGGACCACACUGAAAUGAAUCUUCUUGAGACAGAUUUAACUGUGCAACCACUGGGUGAAAACCCGAAGAUGGAUGCUGGUUCAAUGCAAAAUCUUUCUGAGGGAAAUGUGACUGGCAAUGUAGAUGAAGUCCAAAGUGUAAACCAGAGUAAACUGGAUACAGUGUCAACAGAACAUCUUGUUGGAGGAAAUGUGACUGCCAAAAGAAAAAGGAAGAGGAAAAGUGUCAAGAAGGCAAGCAGUCAAGACGAAGUCCUAAGUGUGGACCAUACAACAAUGAAUCUUCUUGAGACAGAGUUAAUUGUGCAACCACUGGGUGAAAAUCCAAAGAUGGAUGCAGGUUCAAUGCAAAAUCUUUCUGAGGGAAAUGCGACUGGCAAUGUGGACGAAGGGCAAAGCAUAAACCAGAGUAAACUGGAUACAGGGUCAACAGAACAUCUUGUUGAAGGAAAUGUGACUGCCAAAAGAAAAAGGAAGAGGAAAAGUGUCAAGAAGGCAAAAAUCAAAGAUGAAAUCCAAAGUGUGGACCAGACUAAAAGGAAUGCAGGGUCAACAGAAGGAACUGUCAUAGUACCGGAUGUGGUUGAGGUUUCAUGUUACGAAGCUUCUUCUGGAUUAGUCGUGGAAAAAUUACCUUCUGAUAGGCAAAUAGAAUUUGAAGGGAAAUUCUUUCCUUGUGAAAGUGAACAUGGAAGUCAACCUAAUAAUCUGGCUGGACAAGAUGGAAAGUUUGAGAAUCAGUUAACUGAAGUCAACGAUCAAGUUAUUCUUGAUGACAAUGAUGAGAGAAAAGGUUUUACUGUGGGGAGGAGUGUGUUGUCUGCUCGUAAGAUCAGGGCGACCGAGCAACUUUCUUCAUGUGAUGUGAGGGAUGAAAAAUCCCUGUAUCCGGAAAUGGCACCGAUUACUUCAACUAGGAGAAAACUUCUCGUCCUUGAUUUAAAUGGUAUCCUUGCCGAUGUAGUAAGGCCACCACCCAGAAAUUGUACUAGUGAUAUAAAAAUAUCAAAACAUUCGGCAGUUUUCAGGAGACCCUUCUGUGAUGAUUUCCUGAGGUUCUGUUUUCAGAACUUUGAUGUGGGCAUAUGGUCGUCAAGAUACAAGAUAGUUAUUCGCAGAAUUGUCAACUUUUUACUGGGAGACCUAAAACACAAGUUGCUAUUUUGUUGGGACAUGUCGCAUUGUACUCGAACACGGUUCAAAACUCUUGAAAACUGUCAUAAGCCCAUGGUCUUCAAGGAGCUAAGAAAAAUUUGGGAAAGUGAUAAUCCUAAUUUGCCAUGGAAGAAGGGGGAUUAUAACGAAUCAAACACGUUAUUGUUGGAUGAUUCUCCUUACAAGGCCUUGCUCAAUCCAUCGCACACAGGAAUAUUUCCCAAUUCAUACUGCUACCUGAACAAAAAUGACAAUUCAUUAGGUCCUGGAGGUGAUCUUCGAGUUUAUUUGGAAGGGUUGGUAAAAUCUGACAGUGUGCAGAAAUACGUUGAGCAGCACCCAUUUGGUCAAAGACCUAUAAAUGAGAGCAAUUUGUCUUGGCAAUUCUAUUCAGGAGUACUUAGCUCGAUGUCCGUCAAAUUGAAAGAUAAACCUCCCAUACCUGAUGUAGUUUCAGUUAAAACUUAAGAGCUCCACUAUCCAAAGGGUUUUGCUGGCUUGGGAAAUAAUAUUUCCUUUCCGUGGUUUGCUUUCAAAUCUUUCUUGGGGAAUGUUGGAAUGGUGCUGUACACUACACAGUGGUAUAUUGAAUCUGAUGGUAACACCCAAGCAGCUCCAGUAAUAGCAAACAACCAACACCAGUGGAUCCUAAUAGUCAAUUCCAUUUGAUUAUUUUUUGCCUUGUGGCUUUAAACCUACAGGGUUUAGAAAAUUUUUGAGCAUUCUGUAGGGUGAAUUCCCUGUUUAACUUUUUCAAUGAACUUAAAUUCAUUAUCUGGGGGACUUUUUCUAUCGUUGAAAGGUGGAUUGCCACAGCAUCUUAUUGAGAUUCGAUCUGGAAUGCUGGUCCAGAAUGACAAGGAUAUCUUGUGCAAUUUGGAUUAUUUCAAUUUGUAUCCGGUUUACUUUCUCAAGGGUCUGGUAAGUUUGAUGGAAACAUUGUAAGGUUAUUGGCAGAUUAAAGGCCUGUUCCCAGCUGAUUUUAUAGUCUUGGCUGGAGACUAGAGAUCAUCCAUCAUUUUGCAGAUUGCACUUGAAUA
Molecule: messenger RNA, 2216 nt
Organism: Sesamum indicum (sesame)
Lineage: Eukaryota; Viridiplantae; Streptophyta; Magnoliopsida; Lamiales; Pedaliaceae
Source: RefSeq, a predicted model, not a curated record